UUUUUAUUUCACACUACAAAAUUAUUUGCCAUGCUAAAUACCAUUUACAGUUUUGAUUUGUCAAGCACGCUGCUACUGCUUGUUUCGACGCUGCUAUCCCUCUUGGUUGUUGGUACCAUCUUUAAGCGAGCAUAUUUUACCCCGCUCUCCAAAAUACCCGGCCCCCUCCUAAACUCCAUCUCCAACCUGCCCCUGUACUACCACACAGCCCGCGGCCAAUACCACAAGUAUACCAUUUCUUUGCACGCUAAAUAUGGCGAUACAGUGCGCGUUGGCCAUGACCAGGUGUCGUUGGCCAAUGGUUCCGAGCUCCGCCGUGUUCUGGCUACGCACUCUUUCCGUAAAGGAGAAGCCUACAAUACUGGUGUGCUCCCCGUUCAAACAAUGUUUUCAAUCACGGAUCCAGAGCUCAACAAGACCAGGAGGCGCCAGAUGGGCAACACGUACUCGAUGACCCAUAUGCGUACUUUGGAGGACGCCAUCCUGGAACAUGGCGUGAUAUCUCUAAUUGAAUUCUGGGAUGCCGAAAUCAAAAAGGGCGCAGACGUCAAUUACUUUUAUGGAUUUAACGGCAUAGCUUUUGACGUUAUCGGAAUGCUCGGGUACGGAAAGAGCUUUGACAUGCUCAGGGGAAAUGACACAACUGUAACCAACAACAUAAAAAAAAUAAUUACCCUUAGUGCUGUUGUCACUAUUUUUCCUGCUUUGAAACGGUUUACUUGGCUAUUCAAAGACUUGUUUGCCGCAAGAAACAGCCUUAUUGCCAUGUCUCAAGCGGCGGUUGCGCGACGCAAGCAAGAUAUCAGCAACACGAACGCACAAGUAGCUCACGCUGAUAUUCUGCAGAAGAUCAUCGACGCCAAGGACCCCAAGACCGGCCAGACAUUAAGCCAUUCCCAACAAUCAGCUGAAAUUAUGUUAAUGUUAAGCGCAGGCACGGAAACUACUGCCAACACUCUUUCGUGGACCAUGAUGUACAUUCUUCAUCACCCUCCAGUGCAACGCCGCCUCCGUCAAGACAUCCGCCGCACCUUUCCAGAUAAAACCAACCCCAUUCGAUACGAUGAGGCCAAGGCACAGCUGCCCUACCUCACGGCUGUACUUCACGAAUCGAUGCGCUUAAACUCUGCAGCGCCUGGAUAUUUUCCACGCAGCGUGCCUCCUGAGGGUACCACUCUCUGUGGCCAGUAUAGAGUCCCGCCAGGCGCGCACAUAUGCAUAUCCCUUGCUGCCAGCCACCGCAGCCCAACUGUGUGGGCUAAUCCGGAUGGUUUUGAUCCAGAGAGGUUCAUGGGCGCCGACGGAGAGGCAAAAUCAAGUGAGCUGCUGGCCUUUAGUGCCGGAGUGCGUGCAUGUAUAGGCCGUAAUCUUGCAUUGAUUGAGAUCUACACGGUGCUGGCUAAUCUGCUGCGCAAAUACAACUUUGAAUUACCCGAAGACGCUCCGUACGGCCCGCACAGGAUUAAGAAUGGCAUUCCUGUAGAGAUUCCCGGGCUUGCUUAUAAUACAUGUGGACCAAUCAAUCCGUUGGUCAACUGCCGUGUGCGCAUUACGCACGCUGAAUAUUGAUAUUAAUUUAUAAAUAUUAUUGGUCUCUAGUA
Kickxella alabastrina is the source of this 1601-nucleotide messenger RNA. RefSeq names its product cytochrome P450. Gene Ontology annotation, molecular function: monooxygenase activity; oxidoreductase activity, acting on paired donors, with incorporation or reduction of molecular oxygen; heme binding. Bases 31 to 1569 code for a protein of 512 amino acids. The transcript has a single exon. NCBI's taxonomy places the organism in Eukaryota, Fungi, Kickxellomycota, Kickxellomycetes, Kickxellales, Kickxellaceae. The record is from RefSeq and is a predicted model, not a curated record.